GUUCAUCAUAAACUAAUUCUUUUAAACAGUUUUUCCUUAAAUUUUCUUGUUAUAAAAAUAUGUCUCUUGAAUAUUUUCAAGAUCUUUCUAAUGACUUGGAAAAGUUACUUACAACUGAAAAGGGAUAUGAUGUCAUUAUCUACGUUGGAGAAAAUGAAAAUAUAAAAGAAUUUCAUGCUCAUUCGAAUAUUUUAUGUACAAGGUCGCAGUAUUUUUGUACAGCGUUCUCCAAUAAAAAAGAUGGAAAAUUUAUUUUUGAAAAAUCAAAUAUUUCUCCUCAAAUAUUUAAAAUUAUUUUAAGAUUUAUUUAUUGUGGAAAAAUUGAUUUAACAAAAUUGUUGGGCCCCGAAGUAUUAGAUCUUUUGAUGGCAUUAGAUGAACUUAACUUCAAUUCGUUAAUCCCUCAUGUUCAAAAAUACUUGAUUAAUCAUCAAGAUAAAUUUUUGAAACAAAAUCCUAUUGAAAUUCUUGAAACAGUUUAUCAACAUGAAUCAUUCACAGAUUUAUGGAAUUAUUGUCUUGAGAAGAUUUGUGAAGAACCCGAAAUUUUAUUUAAUUCUGAUAAUUUUAUCAAUUUAAAAGCUCCUUUAUUAAAAUUGAUUCUAAAGCGAGAUGACUUGGUUUUAGAUGAAAUUGAAAUUUGGAAUAAUCUAUUAAAAUGGGGUAUUGCAAAGAAUCCUUCUAUUUCACUAGACAUCACAAAAUGGAGCAAUGAGGAUAUUACAAUUAUUGAGAGGUCUCUUCAUGGAUUUAUUCCAUUAAUAAGAUUUUAUCAUAUUUCGUCUGAUGAUUUUCUUGAUAAAAUAUAUCCUUUAAAAGAAUUACUACCAAAAGAUUUAGCUGAUGAUUUGGUGAAAUUUAAUAUUGCACGAAAUAGGAAACCAAAUAUUGAUGAAAUUCAACCUCCUAGAAGCAUAAAGCCUAUUUAUGAUUCAAUUUUAAUUAGAAAUCGUCAUUUUGCUGUUUUCGCUAGUUGGAUCAAUAAGAAAGAAAAUUUACAUUAUAAUAAUGUGAGGAAUAUUCCUUAUAAAUUCAAUCUACUUUAUCGUGCUAGUAGAGAUGGUAAUACACCUGCAGUAUUUCAUGCUAAAUGUGAUAAUAAAGGAGCUACUAUUGUUGUUGCGAAAAUUGAAAAUUCAGAACAAAUAGUUGGGGGAUAUAAUCCACUUUAUUGGAAUUCAAGUAAUUGUAAUAUGUCCAUAAUUGAUAGUUUUAUAUAUUUUUUUGCAGAUAAAAAUAACUAUGAAACUGCAAAAGUAAGUUAUAGUAAUGGUAAUGAGUAUUCUAUAAGAAAUUACUCUGGAUAUGGACCAAUGUUUGGUGGUGGUAACGAUUUAAUUUAUAGCAGCGAUGGUAUGUGGUAUUGUAAUAGAGGUAUUUAUAGUUCUUAUCAUAAAAUCGAUGGUAUGCCAACAGGAGGAUUUAAUGUAAAUGAUUACGAAGUUUUUCAAGUAAUCGAAAAAUAAUAUUUUCUUGAACAUCAUACUUAAGUAUAAAAAAUAAAAAAUAUUUCA
Messenger RNA from Rhizophagus irregularis DAOM 181602=DAOM 197198, 1514 nucleotides. Lineage: Eukaryota; Fungi; Glomeromycota; Glomeromycetes; Glomerales; Glomeraceae. The record is from RefSeq and is a predicted model, not a curated record.